This is a messenger RNA of Penicillium manginii, 387 nucleotides long. RefSeq lists its product as uncharacterized. NCBI's taxonomy places the organism in Eukaryota, Fungi, Ascomycota, Eurotiomycetes, Eurotiales, Aspergillaceae. Bases 1 to 387 code for a protein of 128 amino acids. The transcript has 2 exons. The record is from RefSeq and is a predicted model, not a curated record.
AUGGCUUCAACAUCAUUCGAGAAGGAGGAUGGACUUUUGGUGGGAUGCAAAAAUGAGGAAGCUGUUGGUCGCAACUCGGAGAAGGGUGAUUUUCUCGACGGGCAUAUAUGUUCCGAUUCCAGAGACAUUCGCGAUGAGCUGUUCGUGCUUUAUGAUCUUGAGUCCAGAUAUGGCAUGUCGGAAAGCAGACUGGAAAUUUCCCUGGAGGCAGUCAAAGCAGUAAAAGAGGAUGCAUGCGAUAAGAAACGUGUCGUUCCCCCUAUAGCUGGUUUUCGGGUUGAUGGAAACCAGUUCUCGAAUGGCUUUAUUGUAGUGCAGGAGGGUAAAUCGAGUUUCCUCAUGCGUGUCAGAUGUGAUGCUUUGUUUAUGGGUGAAGGAUCGAUGUAA